This is a messenger RNA of Cuculus canorus (common cuckoo), 476 nucleotides long. RefSeq names its product feather beta keratin-like. The transcript has 2 exons. Gene Ontology annotation, molecular function: structural constituent of cytoskeleton. Bases 82 to 396 code for a protein of 104 amino acids. Lineage: Eukaryota; Metazoa; Chordata; Aves; Cuculiformes; Cuculidae. Gene Ontology annotation, cellular component: intermediate filament. The record is from RefSeq and is a predicted model, not a curated record.
AGCAGGUACUUAUCGGCACUCUCUCAUCCACUGCUCUCGCCUCCAUCUCCUUGUGAACAAGUGCAUCUCCAGCCCCAAGCCAUGUCCUGCUACAACACCUGCCUGCCCUGCCAGCCCUGCGGCCCGACCCCACUGGCCAACAGCUGCAAUGAGCCCUGUACCCUGCAGUGCCAGGACUCCAGGGUUGUCAUCCAGCCCUCUCCCGUGGUGGUGACCCUGCCCGGACCCAUCCUCAGCUCCUUCCCACAGAACACCGCCGUGGGAAACUCCACCGGCGCUGCCGUUGGCAGCAUCCUCAGUGAUGCGGGAGUGCCCAUCAACUCUGGGGGCUUUGGACUCUCUGGCUUGUCUGGCUUUGGUGGCCGUUAUUAUGGUAACAGAUGCCUCCCCUGCUAAAGCCACUGCCUGCACUGAGGUAUCCACUCGCAUCGGCCUCGUUUCCCUCUUUUGACUCAAUAAAGUUCUGAUGCAUCCCA